Molecule: messenger RNA, 324 nt
Organism: Fusarium oxysporum Fo47
Lineage: Eukaryota; Fungi; Ascomycota; Sordariomycetes; Hypocreales; Nectriaceae
Exons: 4
Coding region: 1-324 (107 amino acids)
Source: RefSeq, a predicted model, not a curated record
AUGCAAGUCAACCUCUUCAAAAUCCUCGCUAUCACUGCUGCGUUUUCCACGGUGGAGUCCGCCCCGGUAGAGACUGCUGAGGGCCAGGUUACCCGAGAGCAGGUCAACGAGACUCAUGUCAACGAGGCUGUUGUCGAUGACGCGGUCCCGCAGAAGGGCUGCGUUAAGGAGGAAGCUCCUCAUAUCAGCACAAGAGAGAGGACUCUCAGUUAUAAACUCAAGACAUGUUAUGCAUUAUGUACUGGUGCGAUACAGAUCAACACGGCUCGUUUCAACGGACGCAUCAUCCUAGCCGUCAAUCCACGAACGCCCGUCGUGGAUUGA